CCGCGUUUUACUGCUCAAGAACGACAUUGUUAGCCAAUGAAACCAUUGUUUUGUCAAUCUGUUUAUGGAUAAUACCAAAACGAAGAACAAUCAAAAAAAAAAGAAGGAAAAAAAAACGAUCGUCUCUGUUUCUUGCAAUUUUCAACCUUUUCUUCAUCGUCUUAUCUCCAAAAAAAAAGAUGCAAUGUGGUUUUGAUCCUUAACUGAUCGUUGGUUCUUUUUUUUGUUUGGCAAUUCAAUCACAUCAUGGAGAACGUAGCGGCGCAAUUGAAGCGUGGGAUAUCGAGACAAUUCUCGACAGGAUCAAUGCGGCGAACACUAAGCCGACAAUUCACGCGCCAAAACUCUCUGGAUCCACGCCGUAACAAUAUGAGGUUCAGCUUUGGUCGUCAAUCUUCGCUUGAUCCGAUAAGACGUAGCCCUGAGUCUCUUAGCUGCGGGCCGCAUAUGUCUGUCCCCGAGAAUCUUGAUUCGACGAUGCAGCUUCUCUUUAUGGCGAGUAAAGGUGAUGUUAAUGGCGUUGAGGAGCUGCUUAAUGAAGGAAUCGAUGUGAACAGCAUUGAUCUUGAUGGUCGUACGGCUCUUCACAUCGCCUCUUGUGAAGGUCAUUACGAAGUUGUUAAGGUUCUUCUUAGCCGGAGAGCUAACAUUGAUGCUCGUGAUCGUUGGGGUAGCACGGCGGCUGUUGAUGCAAAGUACUAUGGGAAUGUUGAAGUGUAUAAUCUUUUGAAAGCUCGAGGAGCUAAAGCUCCGAAAACCAGAAAGACUCCAAUGACGGUAGGGAAUCCGAAAGAAGUUCCUGAGUAUGAGCUUAAUCCACUCGAGCUUCAAGUCCGAAAAGUUGAUGGCAUCUCUAAAGGAACUUAUCAGGUUGCUAAAUGGAAUGGCACGCGAGUCUCUGUAAAAAUAUUCGACAAAGAUAGUUAUUCAGAUCGGGAACGCGUUAAUGCUUUCACAAACGAAUUGACUUUGCUAGCAAAAGCUCGGCAUCCAAAUAUUGUUCAAUUUGUUGGAGCCGUCACUCAAAAUCUACCAAUGAUGAUUGUAGUUGAGUAUAAUCCAAAAGGUGAUCUAAUUUGUUUCAUUAACCAAUUCCAGGGUGAUCUAAGUGUUUACCUUCAAAAGAAAGGUCGUCUGUCACCUUCAAAAGCUCUGAGAUUUGCUCUUGAUAUUGCCAGAGGCAUGAACUAUCUUCAUGAAUGUAAACCAGAUCCGAUCAUCCACUGCGAGUUAAAGCCAAAAAAUAUUUUGCUGGAUAGAGGAGGGCAAUUGAAGAUCUCUGGAUUUGGUUUGAUAAAGUUGUCAAAGAUUGCAGAAGAGAAUGCAAAAGUAGUGAACCACGAAGCUCAAAUCGAUAAGUCCAGUUACUACAUAGCACCCGAAAUAUACAAAGACGAAGUCUUCGAUAAAAGGGUUGAUGUGCAUUCGUUUGGUGUCAUUUUGUAUGAGUUGACUGAGGGAGUAUCUUUAUUCCAUCCUAAAACACCUGAGGAGGUUGCAGAAUCGAUGUGUAUAGAAGGAAAAAGACCAACAAUCAGAACAAAAACAAAGAGUUACCCUCCGGAAUUGAAAGAGUUGAUUGGGGAAUGUUGGCAUCCAGAAAUCGGUAUGAGGCCAACAUUCUCUGAGAUUAUCAUACGGCUCGACAAGAUAGUCGCAAACUGUUCGAAGCAGGGUUGGUGGAAAGACACAUUUAAGUUCCCUUGGAAAUGAAAUGGAAAUAUUAAAUCAAUCAAAACCUUCAACUUAAACCCAUGGAGAAAAAACGAGAUGGGAGUGAGAUAUUGCAUACUAAAAGAAGCAGAUUCACAAACUCACUAGCCUUGUUAGAAACAGAAGAUCACUUUUUGUUGUUGUUAUAAUGUUUGUUUGUUACAUUUCAUAAGUUUUUUUUUGGUUAUUUUGUAAAGAAUAUAUUUUAUGAUAAACAUACACAUCACUUGUUCA
This is a messenger RNA of Camelina sativa (false flax), 1947 nucleotides long. Lineage: Eukaryota; Viridiplantae; Streptophyta; Magnoliopsida; Brassicales; Brassicaceae. The record is from RefSeq and is a predicted model, not a curated record.